AUGGAAGGUGGCAGUAUUUUGAGAGUUGGUAGUGCACGUUUAGAUAGCUCUAGCUUGUGGAGGAACAGAGGGGACGUUUUUUCAAGAUCUACUCGAGAAGAAGACGAUGAAGAAGCACUGAAAUGGGCUGCUCUUGAGAGAUUGCCAACUUAUCUUCGAAUAAGGAGGGGCAUACUGGCUGGAGAAGAGGGCCAACCAAGAGAAAUAGAUAUAAAGAAUCUCGGACUAAGAGAUAGAAAGAAUCUGAUAGAGAGGCUUGUGAAAAUUGCAGACGAAGAUAAUGAGAAGUUCUUGUUAAAGCUCAAGGAACGCAUUGAUCGAGUUGGAAUUUCUCUUCCCACUGUUGUAGUCCGGUUCGAACGUUUAAAUGUGGAUGCAGAAGCUUAUGUUGGCAGUAGAGCACUGCCCACACUCUGCAACUUCUCUGUCAAUUUAUACGAGGGAGUUUUGAAUUAUCUUCAUAUUCUUCCAAGUAGGAAGAAACCCUUACCAGUACUUCGUGAUGUCAGUGGAAUCAUCAAGCCCGGCCGAAUGAUAUUGCUGUUAGGACCACCAAGCUCUGGAAAAACAACGUUGCUGCUAGCCUUGGCUGGACGACUUAGUUCAAAUCUUAAAGUUUCAGGGAGCGUAACCUAUAACGGCCAUGGAAUGGAUGAGUUUGUUCCACAAAGGACAUCUGCUUAUGUGAGUCAGCAUGAUCUUCAUAUAGGGGAGAUGACGGUGAGAGAAACAUUGGCUUUUUCAGCUAGAUGUCAAGGAGUUGGAACCCGUUAUGAAAUGUUGUCCGAAUUAGCAAGGAGAGAGAAGGAAGCAAACAUCAAGCCAGAUCCUGAUCUUGAUCUUUUCAUGAAGGCUGCAUCACUGGAAGGGCAGGAGACCAGUGUUAUAACUGAUUAUAUUCUCAAGAUUUUGGGACUUGAAGUAUGCGCUGAUACCCUUGUGGGGGAUGAACUGCUAAGAGGUAUUUCUGGAGGGCAGCGAAAGCGACUCACAACAGGGGAGAUGCUAGUUGGGCCAGCAACAGCACUUUUCAUGGAUGACAUAUCAACUGGUUUGGACAGCUCAACAACUUCUCAUAUUGUUAAUUCAAUCAGGCAAUCCAUCCACAUUCUUCAAGCAACUGCUUUAAUUUCGCUGCUUCAGCCUGCACCAGAAACUUAUGACCUAUUCGACGACAUAAUUCUUCUGUCAGAUGGCCAAAUCGUGUAUCAAGGUCCCCGUGAAAACGUGCUAGAGUUCUUUGAGUGCAUGGGCUUCAAAUGUCCUGAUAGGAAAGGAGUUGCAGACUUCUUACAAGAAGUGAUAUCAAGAAAAGAUCAAGAGCAAUAUUGGGCAUGCAACGAUAAACCCUAUAACUUUGUGAGUGUCAGAGAAUUUGCAGAAGCGUUUCAGUCAUUUCAUGUUGGCCAGAAACUAGGCGAUGAGCUUGCUGUUCCAUUUGACAAAGCCAAGAGCCACCCUGCUGCUCUAACCACUACGAAGUAUGGUGUUAGCAAGAAAGAACUAUUGAAGGCCUGCAUAUCUAGAGAAUACUUGCUUAUGAAGAGGAACUCAUUUGUCUACAUAUUCAAGAUAACACAACUUAUUUUCAUGGCUUUCAUAGCAAUGACAGUCUUCCUACGAAGUGAGAUGCCCAGGAAAACAGUAACAGAUGGUGGGAUUUUCAUGGGUGCUCUGUUUUACGUGGUCGUCAUAAUUUUAUUUAACGGAUUCGCAGAGCUUGCUAUGAGCAUUAUGAAACUUCCAGUAUUUUACAAACAACGGGACCUCCUCUUCUUUCCUGCUUGGGCAUACUCUCUACCCACAUGGAUCCUUAAGAUCCCAGUCUCUCUUGCUGAAGUUGCCAUUUGGCUGGCUUCAGGAAUGUUCCGCUUUGUAGGAGCAGUAGGGAGGAACAUCAUAGUUGCAAACACAUUUGGCACAUUUGCAAUACUUGUAUUUCUUGUGCUGGGUGGAUUCAUUCUGUCACGAGAUGAUGUGCAGAAAUGGUGGUUAUGGGGUUACUGGAUCUCACCUGUGAUGUAUGGGCAGAAUGCCAUAGCUGUGAAUGAAUUCCUUGGAAAGAGUUGGAGGCAUGUUCCUCCUAAUUCCACAGAACCAUUGGGACUGUUAGUCCUGAAGUCUCGUGCACUGUUUCCAGAAGCACAGUGGUAUUGGAUUGGAGUAGGAGCUCUGAUUGGAUAUGUUCUGCUAUUUAAUUUUCUCUGUACUUUGGCUCUAGCUUAUCUCAACCCAUUUGGGAAGCCUCAUGCAGUUCUGCCGGAAGAAACCUUGCCUGAGAGAAAUGCUAACAAGACCGGAGAGCUAAUAUCUACCGAACAAGGAGAAAGGAUAAAUGAAGUUCAGAAAACCGUAUCGCCCAGGUCAAGGUCAUCAAGUGUGGGCAGCACUGGUGAGGUUGAUCCUACCAGGAAGCGAGGAAUGGCUCUACAACAUCUUCCUUUUGAACCCCUUUACAUCACUUUUGAUGAUAUCAAAUAUGCAGUAGAUAUGCCACAGGAAAUGAAAGCUCAGGGUAUUCUUGAAGACCGUCUGGAACUUCUGAAAGGUGUAAGUGGUGCUUUUAGGCCAGGAGUGCUUACAGCUUUAAUGGGUGUUAGUGGGGCUGGUAAAACAACUCUGAUGGACGUCUUGGCUGGUAGAAAAACGGGUGGAUAUAUUGAGGGAAGGAUCACAAUAUCAGGGUACCCAAAGAAGCAAGAAACAUUUGCUCGUAUAGCAGGAUAUUGUGAGCAAAAUGAUAUUCACUCUCCUCAGGUAACAGUUUAUGAGUCCUUGCAGUAUUCUGCAUGGCUUCGGUUGCCUCCUGAAGUGGACAGUGGAACCAAGAAGAUGUUCAUUGAGGAAGUCAUGGAACUUGUGGAGCUAACCCCGUUAAGGGAUGCACUUGUUGGGUUGCCUGGUGUUGAUGGCCUUUCAACCGAACAGCGCAAGAGGCUAACGAUUGCGGUUGAGUUGGUGGCUAACCCAUCUAUAAUAUUCAUGGAUGAGCCAACCUCAGGACUAGAUGCCAGGGCUGCAGCAAUUGUGAUGAGAACAGUGAGAAACACAGUAGAUACAGGACGAACCGUGGUGUGCACCAUCCAUCAGCCAAGCAUUGAUAUAUUUGAUGCUUUUGAUGAGCUACUCUUAUUGAAAAGAGGAGGUGAAGAAAUAUAUGUUGGCCCAAUAGGCUUCCAUUCUUCCAAGCUGAUCAAGUACUUUGAGGGAGUCGAUGGAGUUAUUAAGAUAAGAGAUGGUUAUAAUCCAGCAACUUGGAUGUUGGAGGUGACUUCAGAUGCCCAAGAAGCAGCUCUUGGUAUUAACUUUGCCGAAGUAUAUAAGAACUCAGAACUGUACAGGAGAAACAGAACAUUGAUCAAGGAACUCGGUAUACCUGCACCAGGUUGCAAAGAUUUGCAUUUCCCUACUCAAUACUCGCAAUCUUUCUUCACACAAUGUAUGGCUUGCCUAUGGAAACAACAUUGGUCAUAUUGGCGAAACCCGCCUUACAAUGCAGUGAGACUUCUCUUCACUACUUUCACAGCUUUGAUGUUUGGGACAAUGUUCUGGGAUCUUGGCUCCAAAAGGAGAAGGCAGCAAGAUCUCUUUAAUGCAAUGGGAACUAUGUACACUGCUGUUUUAUUUCUCGGUGCACAAAACUGUAUAUCAGUGCAGCCCAUUGUUGCUAUAGAGAGAACAGUCUUUUACAGGGAAAGAGCCGCCGGAAUGUAUUCCGCUCUGCCUUAUUCUUUUGGACAGAUUGUGAUUGAGUUGCCCUACAUUUUCGUACAAACAGUCAUCUAUGGUGUCAUAGUCUAUGCCAUGAUUGGGUUUGAGUGGACAGUUACCAAGUUCUUUUGUGACUCCGAACCACAGUAUUGCUGCCAUAGUUUCAUCAGCCUUUGUUGCAAUAUGGAACCUCUUCUCCGGAUUCAUUGUUCCCCUGACAAGAAUUCCAGUGUGGUGGAGAUGGUACUAUUACAUUUGCCCCAUCUUUGGACCUUGUAUGGAUUAGUUUCUUCCCAGUUUGGAGACAUAAAGGAUGAGCUUGACACACACGAAACUGUGGAACAUUUUAUAAGGAGUUACUUUGGGUUCAAACAUGAUUUCGUGCCAAAUGUUGCAAUCAUUAUCGUUGGAAUAGCUGUGCUAUUUGGAUUCAUCUUUGCCUUUUCAAUCAAGACAUUUAACUUCCAGAAAAGAUAAACGUAAGUCAUACAGAAAAAUCUUC
Ilex paraguariensis (yerba mate) is the source of this 4213-nucleotide messenger RNA. NCBI's taxonomy places the organism in Eukaryota, Viridiplantae, Streptophyta, Magnoliopsida, Aquifoliales, Aquifoliaceae. The record is from the annotation of a GenBank genome assembly.